AAAACAUUGUCGUCCAAUUUUCAGUCAGUCAGUGAAAUUUGUAUUGACAUAGGGUGUAACUUGAAAGCAAAAUGAGGACACUUUUUGUUAUCACAUUAGUCGCCGCGGCAUUCGCCACAGCCUACUCUAGCGCGCUUCCUCACCAAAUUGAAACGGAAGCCUUCAUCAAAUCCAUCAAUGAGAAGGCUACCACCUGGACCGCCAGAAAGAACUUCGAGGGCUGGACCCCGGAGCAGCUCAAAUCUCUUGCAGGAACCAUCGGGAUCAGCCGCAAUCCCAAUGCCUCCAUCCCAAUCGUUUUUCACGACGUUCAAGCUGAUGGUAUUCCAGACAGCUUCGACUCCCGUCAAAUUUGGUCUUUCUGCGAAUCCAUUAAUACCGUCAGGAAUCAAGGGGCUUGUGGAGGUUGUUGGGCCUUUGCCGCAGUCGAAGUCAUGAGUGACAGACUGUGCAUUUUCUCUGCUGGAGCCAAGAAAUUCACCUUCGCACCAGAAGAACUGAUAUCUUGCUGUACAAAUUGCGGUAGCGGAUGCAGUGGUGGGUUCUUGCUUGAACCCUUCGACUAUUGGCAGUACAACGGUAUCCCAUCGGGAGGAGACCAGGGUAGCAACUACGGUUGCAGACCCUACACCGCCGAAAGCAAUGGUCAGACUCCACAGUGCAACAAGCGCUGCGUGUCAGGUUACAGCAAAUCCUGGAAUGAUGACAUUCGCCAUGGUAUCGCACAUUUCCAAGUCACCAGUACCGUGGAGCAGAUCCAGCACGAGAUUGUAAUCAACGGCCCCGUAAGCGCCUACAUGGAAGUCUUUGAAGACUUUUACAGUUACGGAUCAGGUAUCUACCAACACACCAGUGGCAAUUCCGUGGGUGGUCACGCUGUAAAGAUCGUCGGAUGGGGUUCUGAGAACAACGUCCCUUACUGGAUAGUCGCCAACUCCUGGGGCACCGGUUUUGGAGAGGGCGGAUUUUUCAGAAUCAUCAGGGGUAACAACAACGUUGGCAUCGAAAGCUACGUAGUUGCCGGUAACCCAAACACCAGCGAAUAAGUAAAACGUAAGAAAAUUGUAUACCGUCUUUAUAUUUAAUUGUAAAUAGUUCAAUUCCGUUAAUAAAUAAUAAUAUGUAAGCAUGUAA
Messenger RNA from Anoplophora glabripennis (Asian longhorned beetle), 1134 nucleotides. RefSeq names its product cathepsin B-like. The transcript has 5 exons. The record is from RefSeq and is a predicted model, not a curated record. Lineage: Eukaryota; Metazoa; Arthropoda; Insecta; Coleoptera; Cerambycidae. Gene Ontology annotation, biological process: regulation of catalytic activity. Gene Ontology annotation, molecular function: cysteine-type endopeptidase activity. Gene Ontology annotation, cellular component: lysosome. The coding region runs from base 72 to 1046 and encodes 324 amino acids.